UGACACUUCAUGAGGAGAGACCUCCGCAACUCACAUGACUGCUACUAGGCCACAGCCUGCCGGCCUUGGCCUGAAACGAAACAACCUAUCUGUCUUCCCUGUACAUCCGGCACAUCCUGGGCUUUAAAACAAAGAGGGAAAUCUGUGACCUGCAAGGAUCAUGAGGCUCGCCUGUCUAGAAGAUACUAAAAAGUUCGAACAAUUCAAGGAUAUUCCGGACAUUAAAGACCUCAUAACUGAUAAUUUCCUAUGUACAGGAGGAAUAGAACCUCAGGUGGAUCCACAAACCUGCAAAGGUGAUGGUGGAGGUCCCCUUAUUGUCCAGUACAAACAAUGCUUCAUUCAGGUGGGGAUUAUUAGUUGGGGGACAAUCAGCAGCUGUAAUGGAUCUAAAAGACAUCCUGGGCCGGUGCCGGCACUUUCUCGGGACUUCCAUGCUGAUGUGUUCCACAUGUUGGAUUGGCUAAAGGAAAAGAUGCCAGAGUUGGAAUUUAUGGAUUAAAGCUUCCAAAUGAUGGAGCCAUACAAACAAUGAUUGGGUCAUCCCAUUGGCCUGAGUUUGGUUGGACGCGCAUCUGAAGAGUGGCAGAAAUGCAAAGCACCACAGUGCUAAAUAUUACAACACAAUAUAGGAUCAUCUGCACUAAUACAAUAAAUUUACUACUGGAAUUAAAUAAAUGCUACCUCAGAAAUUAA
Molecule: messenger RNA, 696 nt
Organism: Hyla sarda
Lineage: Eukaryota; Metazoa; Chordata; Amphibia; Anura; Hylidae
Product: complement factor B-like
Exons: 5
Coding region: 161-502 (113 amino acids)
Biological process (GO): proteolysis; complement activation
Cellular component (GO): extracellular region
Molecular function (GO): serine-type endopeptidase activity
Source: RefSeq, a predicted model, not a curated record